AUGUCUCUUGUUAGCUACCUUUUUGGCAAGAGGAGGCAGCUUCGUAACAUCUCUUUAUACCUAUUCAACUUCAUUUGGAAUGCCCCUAUCCUAGUGUUGGCUGCUUUACUUUUCCUGUAUAUUUUCGCAUCAUCGAUAUACUCCUACAACUUUCUAAAUUCCGCCCUAAAUAAAAACUCUCUGUCGUUGGAUAACCUCCCUCAGGGCUACGUGAAGGCGCUCGAGGACGCUAUCAGCAAAAAUCAGCCGACUUAUAAUGUCACCAUCCUGAAAGAUGAUUUAGCCACGCCCAUACCACGUAUCAUCCAUCGAACCUACAGCUCCCCCGAGUUCCCAGAAAUCUGGCAAACCGCCUUUAACUCUUGCCAGGUUCUGCUCCCAGAAUAUAAGCACUACUUCUGGACAGACCAGAAAGCGCGCGACUUUAUUGAAACAAAUUUCAAAUGGUUUUUGGCGACAUAUGAUGGGUAUAGAUACAACAUUCAGCGGGUGGACGCUCUUCGAUAUUUCCUCCUCUGGCACUAUGGGGGGAUAUACAUGGAUAUGGACAUUGGGUGUCGCCGCGAUAUUCGUCCAUUGCUAGACUUCCCAGCGUGGGUACCGCGAACAUGGCCCUAUGGUGUGAGCAACGACUUGAUGGCAAGCUCACCUGGCCAUCCGCUGAUGAUAAAGGCUGCAUUAAGCCUUCAUGAUCACAACCAGUGGUAUAUCAGUAAGUAUAUAACGGUAUUCUUUACCACUGGCCCGAUGUUCUUGAGUGGUAUUAUCGCAUCGUGGUUCCAUAUAUUGAAAACAGACGGAAAGGACGAUUUUGCAACCUUCAAAGGACCGCACGGUCUUGCCAUAUUACCAUCGCGAUUAUACGACACAACGGAAUACACUUUCUUUUCGCAUUUCCCAGGAUCAACAUGGCAUGGGAAUGACGUGGCUGUCCUUUCAUGGCUCUAUCACUACCUGUGGAUGUUUUUUCUAGCAGGAUUUGCCCUGAUGAUCAUGUCGGUAGUUCUUGGUCCAACGAGACGUUCAAAGAGACGUAUGCCUCGCUUUAUGACGAAGCAUGAACUGGUGUGA
Molecule: messenger RNA, 1071 nt
Organism: Microsporum canis CBS 113480
Lineage: Eukaryota; Fungi; Ascomycota; Eurotiomycetes; Onygenales; Arthrodermataceae
Product: mannosyl phosphorylinositol ceramide synthase SUR1
Exons: 1
Coding region: 1-1071 (356 amino acids)
Biological process (GO): mannosyl-inositol phosphorylceramide biosynthetic process
Molecular function (GO): mannosyltransferase activity
Source: RefSeq, a predicted model, not a curated record